Branchiostoma belcheri (Belcher's lancelet) is the source of this 2050-nucleotide messenger RNA. Its product is annotated as DBH-like monooxygenase protein 1 homolog. Gene Ontology annotation, molecular function: dopamine beta-monooxygenase activity; copper ion binding. Lineage: Eukaryota; Metazoa; Chordata; Leptocardii; Amphioxiformes; Branchiostomatidae. The record is from RefSeq and is a predicted model, not a curated record. The transcript is spliced from 12 exons. Gene Ontology annotation, cellular component: secretory granule membrane. Bases 1 to 1920 code for a protein of 639 amino acids. Gene Ontology annotation, biological process: norepinephrine biosynthetic process; octopamine biosynthetic process; dopamine catabolic process.
AUGGCCGGUGUUCUGUGUUUUUUCUGUGCUGUAGUUUCAGCUACAACUAUUAUAUACGGUGUAAAUUUUGUAGCAGCAGCUGACGAUGGCUUCAGCCACCACGAGUCUCUGGACGAAGAAGGAAAGUUCCAGCUGUUCUGGAAGUUUGACGAGAAUAAGAUCGAGUUCGAAGCCCGGGUAGAGACGACAGGGUGGGUCGGCUUGGGUCUGUCUCCGAACGGAGGCAUGCCGGGUUCUGACAUCGUCAUCGGCUGGGUUAAAGACGGGACUGCCCACCUCACGGACCGCUACGCUGAGGCAAAGGCACAGCCGCCUGUGGACGAGAGCCAGGACUGGGAGCUUUUGUCUGGGUACGAGAACGGGACUCACACCGUCCUGAGGUUCAACAGGGAGCUGACGACAUGUGACGAGAAGGACCGCGUUAUUAACGAGGACACCAUGCGUGUUCUGUGGGCGUGGCAUGACCAGGACCCGGCUGAAGACUCGGGAGAGAACGGCCCGGUCUACCACGGGGCGAACCGGGGGGCCAGGGCCACACUUCUCCUCAACAGGAAACUCAUCGAGACGGCCACAGCAGGAACUACCUACUCACUGGAUCUACUCAUGAACAACGUCUUGGUUCCUGAUCAGAAGGACACGACAUAUUGGUGCCGUGUGUUCGAGUUGCCAAAACUGGGCAGCAAACACCACGUUAUCAAGGUAGCACCUAUCGUUACCCCGGGUAAUGAAGGCGUGUUCCAUCAUGUGUUGAUCUACAAGUGCAAAACGAACCCGAACAUCACCAUCACACCCUUGGAACAUCCGGGACAUGAGUGUCAAUCUCCCAACAUGCCUCAGGACUGGUAUGGUUGCUACGAAGGGAGCCUCGUCAUGGCAUGGGGCAUCGGCGGAGGGGACGUGGUUUAUCCCGAGCACGUUGGUUACCCCAUCGAUGACGAUGAGAACGGGGGCCAUCUGCUCAUGGAGGUCCACUACGACAACCCGCAGCUGAUGUCAGGAAUUCACGACAGUUCCGGCGUCAGAAUGACGUACACACCUGACCUGAGAGAUAACGAUGUAGGAACCUUUGUGGUCGGCGUGAUUGUGAACAAAUAUCACGUCAUCCCUCCUCAUGCCGUGGACUUUACAUCUGUCGGGUUCUGCAACUCACAGUGUCUAACCGCAUUUUUAGAGGAGCUCGGUGAACCCAUCAAGAUUAUCGGGGUUAUGUUGCAUUCUCAUCUGCUGGGCGUCAGACUGAACACCAGGCUGAUCCAUGAAGGUGUGGAGACAGUCAUCGCGCAAGAUGACAACUAUGACUUCAACCUGCAGAACACCAGGAUGCUGCAGGAGGAAGUCACUGUCUAUCCGGGAGACACUCUGAUUAACGAGUGCAUCUACAACUCAGCACACAAAGAUACUGUCACAUAUGGUGGACUGGGUACACCAGAUGAGAUGUGUGAGAGCUUCUUCCUGUACUACCCGAGGUUUAACAUGAAUAUAUGCGAAAGCAUGCCUAACAUAGACCAUACCGUUCGCUUCGCUGGAGUUGAGAGCUUUGAAAUUCAAUAUGACAAUUAUUGGGAUGUCCAAAUCACCGCACCAGAACACAUGGUUAACAAGACCUACAAGGAGGUGAUGGAGGCAGUUCCGUGGUCUCGCGAGAAAGCACGAGACUUUUCCGAACACCUCAUGAAUUCAACAUUCUACUCGUAUUGCGCCGGAAGUGCGGAGUCCAACGUUGACACUGCCGCCUUGGAACAGCCUGCCGCCUCCUUCCCACGCGGAGUCAGACUGACGGCGGAAGACGUCUGUAGCCUGACCGCUACACCGACUCCUGGUCCCGUCGGCGGGUCUACGGCACUACAGGCCCAUCAAGCUGCAGUUCACAUCCUGCUCGCAUGUCUUGUGGCGCUCGUGCUUAAUGUGUUGGCAGAGUAACGUUUACUGGCACUUUGAAAUGAUCCAGAAUGACAAAGAAAACGAAUUUAUUUUUAGGGCAUAAUGUCAAGAAAUGUGUUUCAAAGAAAUCAAUAAAUAGGAGAUUGUAAAGUUACGGACAUCCUUUUAU